UCCGGGGUGAUUCACACAGGGAGCUGGCAUGGCUGCUGUGCUCUUUGGCUUUGAGGAUCUGCUCUACAGUUGGGACAGCCUGGUGUGGAGCCUGACAUCCCGGGCUCUGAGGACUUGCCGCUUUGGAAACCUGAGGGUCCUGCAGCUCAUGCUGAAGCCAUGGUGCAUUUCCAGAGACGUUUAUCAGAUGACGGAGGGUCGCAGAUGCCAAGUGCACCUCCUUGACGACAGGAAGCUGGAGCUCCUCGUUCAGCCAAAGCUUUUGGCCAAGGAGUUGCUUGACUUGGUGGCAUCUCAUUUCAACCUGAAGGAGAAGGAGUACUUUGGAAUUGCAUUCACAGAUGAAACGGGACACUUGAACUGGCUUCAGCUGGACCGACGAGUGCUGGAACAUGACUUCCCCAAAAAGUCAGGACCGGUUGUUUUGUACUUUUGUGUCAGGUUCUACAUUGAAAGCAUCUCCUAUCUGAAGGACAAUGCCACCAUCGAGCUGUUUUUCUUGAACGCCAAGUCCUGCAUCUACAAGGAACUCAUUGAGGUUGACAGUGAGGUGGUGUUUGAACUGGCUGCGUACAUCUUGCAGGAGGCAAAGGGAGAUUUUUCAAGCAAUGAAGUUGUAAGGAAUGAAUUAAAGAAGCUGCCAGCCCUUCCGACGCCGGCGCUGAAGGAGCAUCCUUCCCUCGCUUACUGUGAGGAUCGAGUCAUUGAACAUUACAAGAAACUAAAUGGUCAGACAAGAGGUCAAGCAAUUGUGAAUUACAUGAGCAUUGUAGAAUCCCUCCCAACAUAUGGAGUGCAUUAUUAUGCAGUAAAGGACAAGCAGGGAAUUCCAUGGUGGUUAGGACUUAGCUACAAGGGGAUUUUUCAAUAUGACUACCAUGACAAAGUGAAACCAAGAAAGAUCUUUCAAUGGAGGCAGCUGGAGAACCUCUAUUUCCGCGAGAAGAAGUUCUCGGUGGAGGUGCACGAUCCGCGCAGGGCAUCUGUGACCAGGAGGACUUUUGGGCAUAGUGGCAUCGCUGUGCAUACGUGGUACGCCUGUCCAGCACUAAUAAAGUCUAUCUGGGCUAUGGCCAUUAGUCAACACCAGUUCUACCUGGACAGGAAGCAAAGCAAGUCCAAGAUUCAUGCUGCAAGAAGCCUGAGUGAGAUUGCGAUUGACCUGACCGAAACUGGAACGCUCAAGACCUCGAAGCUGGCCAACAUGGGGAGUAAAGGCAAAAUUAUCAGCGGCAGCAGCGGGAGUCUUCUGUCAUCAGGUUCCCAAGAGUCAGAUAGUUCUCAGUCUGCCAAGAAAGACAUGCUGGCUGCACUGAAAUCCAGGCAAGAAGCUUUGGAAGAGACACUGCGCCAACGCUUGGAAGAGCUAAAGAAGCUGUGCCUGCGUGAAGCGGAGCUCACAGGAAAGCUGCCACGAGAAUACCCCCUGGAUCCUGGGGAGGAGCCACCUAUUGUGAGGAGAAGAAUAGGAACUGCCUUUAAACUGGAUGAGCAGAAAAUCCUGCCUAAAGGAGAGGAGGCAGAGCUGGAGCGACUGGAGAGGGAAUUUGCCAUUCAGUCCCAGAUCACGGAGGCUGCCCGGCGCCUGGCGAGCGACCCAAACGUCAGCAAGAAGCUGAAGAAGCAGAGGAAGACAUCCUAUCUGAAUGCACUGAAGAAGCUGCAGGAGAUCGAGAAUGCCAUCAACGAGUAUCGCAUCAAAUCAGGAAAGAAGCCAACCCAGAGGGCCUCUCUGAUCAUAGAUGAAGGAAACAUUGCCAGUGAAGACAGCUCCCUCUCAGAUGCCCUUGUUCUUGAGGAUGAGGAUUCUCAGGUCACCAGCACAAUCUCCCCUCUCCAGUCCCCACACAAAGGACUCCCUCCCCGGCCGCCGUUGCACAACCGGCCUCCUCCUCCGCAGUCGCUGGAAGGGCUCCGCCAGAUGCAUUAUCACCGCAACGACUAUGACAAGUCCCCCAUCAAACCCAAGAUGUGGAGUGAGUCAUCCUUGGAUGAGCCCUAUGAGAAGGUCAAGAAACGCUCCUCGCACAGCCAUUCCAGCAGUCACAAGCGGUUCCCCAGCACUGGGAGCUGUGCUGAGGCAGGAGGGAGCAGCUCUCUGCAGAACAGCCCCAUCCGGAGCCUUCCCCACUGGAACUCCCAGUCCAGCAUGCCGUCGACACCGGAUCUACGGGUACGCAGUCCACACUACGUCCACUCCACACGGUCAGUAGACAUCAGCCCAACCAGACUGCACAGCUUAGCUCAGCACUUUAGGCACCGGAGCUCCAGUUUGGAGUCACAAGGAAAGCUCCUCGGCUCACUUGUGCCCUCUCCUCACUGGUUGUUUUUCUCCACCCUUGGUUGUUUUCCAGCUGCCUUACCUCACAGCCAGAGGAGUUCCACGCCGUCGAGUGAACUUGCAGCCACACCGCCGGGCAGUCCCCACCACAUUCUCACGUGGCAGACUGGGAACUACAAUGAUAGCUGUUUCCUGGAUUCUCCCCUCUAUCCAGAAUUAGCAGAUGUCCAGUGGUAUGGGCAGGAAAAAGCCAAGCCUGGGACUCUAGUGUGAACCCCUGACCUCAAGUUAAUCACAUCAAUGCCAUUCUGAGAUCACCUCACUGCCUCUCAUUUGCCUUACCCAGAUGCACUGUCACCCAGCACCAGCUUCAACUCUAAGCACUUUUCUCACGAUGCAAUUCAAGGCGACAUUUAUGGAACACUGGCCCUGAGACAUCCACCGCGGCAGCGACGGAGCGCAGCACAUCCCACGGCCAGGCAGGUGCCCGUCCCUCCCACCACAGUGGGUGGAGAGGAGCAGACACCUGAACAGCCAGUUGGCAGUUUAAAAAUUGGUUUUCCUUUGAAACAAUGUAAGCCUUUCCAGGCUUACAUCAAAUCUUAGUGUUCCACGGCACGUAACAGCAGUAAGAGUUCCAUGACCUGCGAGCUGAAGCCAACAGAAUUAGUUCUAAGGGGGUGGGGAUGGGACAGAGGCUGAGAAGUGGAUACCAUACUCCUGAAAGUGCAUCUGUUCUGAAGAAACAGCAACAUCCCAUCACUGCAGAGAUGUGUCAGUGUCACAAUCAGAUCAGCACUGCCAAAAGUCACCAUGCUACCGCUUGCAGGACAAGUUUGCUCGCAAGUUUCAGCUACAAGAACAUCUCCCUCCUUUUAACUCAGUGGCAGACGCGGCCACCUCCUGUAAAAUGGCAUUUCCUUCUUUGUUUGGAGCCCACCUAUACACGAGUAAAACAACCCCCUGCGCUGCAGACACACCAGAGGUCUGGGCUGGUAUCACAGCAUCGCUGUCUAAAAGCUACUGUUAAACUGGACAAACAAGGUUUACAAAGGCAUUACCUAAAGCAGAGGCAAGUACUGCGCUCACAGCAUCUCUGUGGCUGGCACAGGGUGCCCACCAACGCACAGAGAGGUUGGGGGUUGCGAUGUUUUUUUUGAUAAAAGAUAAAAAUUGCCAAAAAAAAAAAAAAAAACAAAAACAAAAACGCCUUUCUGCAAACAGAUACAGCCGAUAAAUUCAAAUCGAUUUCUGCACAAAGCGUCAAGGUGAAGUCAAAGGGAAAGCACAUCGCAGUCGAAUCGACACGGUAGAGCUGCAUCAACAUAUCGGUUCCACUCAUCUUCCCUUCGUUAGCACCCGUGUAGCAAAGGGCUCGUCACCCGUGUGCUGCUGUGUGGGAGAACCGGUCUGUCGGGAAACAGGAAGGCUCCGCGGCGGAGUGGGGUUGGACAACCAGCAGACAGGCAAAUCUUCCCACUGCGAGACCACAAGGAAGAGAAGCGACUGAGGGAGGCGUUGGACACGAGCGAGAGCUGCCUGCUGAUACCAAAAGGAAUCGCACGAGCGCGUCAUGGAAGGAGCCGCAAGUUUACACAUACUUUUGAGCAAUGCUUUAUACAUGUCAAGCCAUGGAACUUUAAAAGGCCUCAAAGACACUUUUGUAAUGAACAAGUGCACAAUCUAGGUGGAUGUUGAAGCUGGCACGUCUAGUCUUCACUGCGGUGCUAUGCUGUUUUUAUUGCCACUCGAUGGGGGGAGGCGCCCGGCCUUCCCCCGUUUGUGCGUGCAAACGAUGAUUUCCUAUGGGAAAGGCAUUAAAAGAAACGGCUGGAGGGGGUUACUUUGUGAAAAGCAGAAACUGAAGUUAGCUUUAGUUUAAGGAAAAAGGAAAAAAAAAAAAAGUGUGAGUGUGUAUGUGUGUGUUAAGAGUGUAUGUGUGUGUUAAGAGUGUGUGUGUGUGUGUGUGUGUGUGUUCCAAGAAUAACAACAGCAUCUACCAGACAAAGUAGGGCGAAACGUUUCAAAUUAAACACAGCGACUUGGGGGGCUGCCACACCUUUUGGUAUUAAAAUUGCUGGAAAACUGCAUUCCAGGCUUUAAAAGAGAAGGGUUCUACAUAAUUAGGCUUUGAAAAACAAUGGGGUUUCUAAACAUUAAUACCUUUCUGCAGCUCACACCAGAAAUGUUGGCUUCGGUUCCCUGCGCUGCUGCCUCGCAUGGCUGGUAAGGCAGGGGGGUGGCCUUGCAGAGAUGAGACAGUGACAGGCAGAAGGGCUGUUUAUUUGUCCAGGGAAAUCCAUGGCAGAGUCAGGAUUGGAUGAGGCAAAAGCCCAAGCUGGAUGGGGCUCUGAGCAACCUGGUCUAGUGGAAGGUGUCCCUGCCCAUGGCAGGGGGUUGGAACGAGAUGAGCUUUAAUGUCCCUUCCAACCCAAACCAUUCUAUGAUAAGGAGACCCUUUCAUGUUCAUACAUGAAACAUAAAUGAAUUACUCCUAUGAAAAAAAAAAACCAAAAAACACUGGCCAGGGGUUUUCAAAGGUGGCCAUGCAAACCUUGUGCUUCUGGGCCUCCUUGAAGCAUCACCCUGGGAGUGUGACACCCUGUGACAGUAAUUGAAGCCUUGUGCCCAAUUCUGGAAGAACAGCCAGGGAUGAGAUUGCACCCUUUAUCUGGACAUGCAAAAUGCUGUUUUCACCAUCUCUUUGUGCUUUGGGGUCUUUAACAUGGGAAUUAUUUCAAGCUCCUAAUUGGAUUUUUAGCUGGAUAAGAGAUAGUACUGAUUAAUGACAUUUGCUGAUAAGAUUUGGAAGCUAAAGUGAAAGGAUUAAAUAAGGACCAAAUUAAGCAGCAGCAAGUAAUUUAGCCCAAGGAUUUUUAGGGGCUCUGAGCAACUGUCUGUUUUCUUUUUAAUUUCCCUGGUAAGUGGUUUGGGUUGGUUUUUUUUUUAAUGUGUACCUUCUUUUAAUUAAAAAGAAUUCAACAACAGCGGCACUAUGAGGCCUCUGGGCACUACAGGAAGAAACAUUAAUUCCUCCAAGACCAGCUCUGCAGUUUUGCAGCAAAGGUUAAAAGGUGGCAGCCCUGAAAUUGGGGGGGGGGAGGAAAAAAAAAAUGUUUAGCCUGAAUUGCAAACAGGCUGGAGUGGAGAAAAAGCUUUCUAGAAACGGAUUGAGUUUUGCUUUGUGUUCUGCUUUUCUGGUUUGCAAUCAAGGCACACGUGAGCAGCCAGUCUGGUAGUAAAGACAGAUUAAGUAAAACAGGUUUUACUGUUUAGCUCAAUUCAAUUAAACACAAAUGUACAUAAAAUGUUAAUCAUAUGAGAUUAACAUAUUUAAGUAUAACACGGAGGGGUAUAUACAUAGCUAUUAUAGACAAGCACUUGACUACCAACUUAACCCCUCCUUUACUUUUUUUUUAUUUUUCAAGGCUCCAUCUGCCAUAAAGCCACAACCGCGUUCUUCGUCUCCGUUGUCUGACGCUCCCUCUGUGUGGGCAGGAGCCAGUGGACAGUCCAUGCACUGGGCUGUGCUGGAGGCAGGGUUUAUUUUUAAAUGGUAUUAUAUGCAGUCGAGUGUUGAAAAUGUUGAAACAGUCCAAUUUGUUUUCACUCUGUAUUAGUUUUAGUUUCAGGCAUAGCCAAUCCCCAUUCAGGUGCUAUCAGAUGACCAGUUACUGCUUAGUUAACUAGAUGUAAAGUUUUACAUAUAUAUUAAUGUCAAUAGUUUUAUUACAGGUUGUGUAAAAUGGACUCUCUAGUUUAAAAAAAAAAAGAAAAAAAAAAAGAAGAAAAAAAAAAUUAGGUCUCUCCUGAAAUUGAACUUUAGAGCAUGGAAAAUGAUUUUACUGGAUUCUGUUCAACUGUAAUCAAGGAAAAAAAAAUAUGUAUGUUGUAGAAAAAGUCGCAGAAUUAAAAAAGAUCUGCUUUUAAUUUAUUCUUUUUGUAUUAAGAAUUUGUAUAGUUACCUUUACAUUUUGCAAAACGGUGUUGUCAACACUUCCUUAUUAAAGCAUUUUCAAAAUGAAA
Lepidothrix coronata (blue-crowned manakin) is the source of this 6307-nucleotide messenger RNA. RefSeq names its product FERM domain containing 4A (gene FRMD4A). Lineage: Eukaryota; Metazoa; Chordata; Aves; Passeriformes; Pipridae. Gene Ontology annotation, cellular component: bicellular tight junction; adherens junction; cytoskeleton. Gene Ontology annotation, biological process: establishment of epithelial cell polarity. The record is from RefSeq and is a predicted model, not a curated record. Bases 29 to 2554 code for a protein of 841 amino acids. The transcript has 23 exons.